Messenger RNA from Lathyrus oleraceus (garden pea), 1577 nucleotides. RefSeq names its product homocysteine S-methyltransferase 1. The record is from RefSeq and is a predicted model, not a curated record. Lineage: Eukaryota; Viridiplantae; Streptophyta; Magnoliopsida; Fabales; Fabaceae. Gene Ontology annotation, biological process: S-methylmethionine cycle. Bases 245 to 1225 code for a protein of 326 amino acids. The transcript is spliced from 7 exons. Gene Ontology annotation, molecular function: S-adenosylmethionine-homocysteine S-methyltransferase activity; zinc ion binding.
GUCAGCAUCCUGUAACUUAUACAGUUACCGUAAAUCGCAAACCGUCUGCAUUUAAUAAAUAACUUGAAACAUUGUUAAACAAUAUUCUAAAUUUGUUAGAAGAAGAACCUGAAUGCUAUUUAGUCCAUAUUCACACACACCACCAACCCCCAAAACCCAAAUUCGCCCACAUUAUAACUCUUCUAUUCAUUUCAUUCAUAAUCACCCCACCGUCACACAGUAACGACGUCGUCGAAGAGAAGAAAUGAAGACCGAGACGAAGUCAUUGUUACAAGAUCUAAUUGAAAUUUCCGGUGGUUGUGUUGUUACUGAUGGAGGAUUUGCCACACAGCUUGAAAAACACGGUGCUUCCAUCAAUGAUCCUCUUUGGAGUGCUAUUUCUUUGAUCAAAGAGCCACAUCUUAUCAAGAAGGUUCACUUGGAAUAUUUGGAAGCUGGUGCAGAUAUAUUGGUUACUUCAUCUUACCAAGCUACCAUUCCUGGAUUUUUGUCCAGAGGGCUGUCCACUGAAGAAGGGGAAUCUCUAUUACAGAGGAGUGUCAAGUUGGCAGUUGAAGCUCGUGACAGUUUCUGGACAUCGGCUAAAAGAAAUCCUGAAAACAAAUAUAGAAGAGCUUUGGUUGCAGCCUCCAUUGGAAGCUAUGGGGCUUAUCUUGCGGAUGGAUCAGAGUACAGGGGACUGUAUGGACCGGAUGUGAAUUUGGAGAAGUUGAAGGAUUUUCAUCGCCAUAGAUUGCAAGUUCUUGUUGAAGCUGGUCCAGAUUUGCUUGCUUUUGAGACCAUUCCAAACAAGCUUGAAGCUCGGGCUUUUGUUGAAUUAGUUGAAGAAUUAAACGUACAAAUCCCAUCUUGGAUCUGUUUUACAUCUGUAGAUGGUGAAAAGGCUCCCUCAGGAGAGAGUUUCCAAGACUGUCUUGAAGUAGUAAAUAAGAGUAGCAAAGUAGAGGCAGUUGGUAUAAACUGUGCACCUCCUCAUUUUAUAGAAAGUCUCAUCUCCAAAUUUAAGCAGUUGACAAAGAAGGCAAUCAUUGUUUAUCCCAACAGCGGAGAAGUAUGGGAUGGUAUCGAAAAAGAAUGGCUUCCAUCCAAGUGUUUUCAAGAUGAUGAUUUUGGAUUUCAUGCAACAAGAUGGCGUGAUUUAGGAGCUAAAAUAAUAGGAGGUUGUUGCCGGACUACACCCUCCACCAUUCAAAUUAUUUCAAAUGCUUUAAGAAAAAAUAUUUAGUUGUGCACAUUUUCAAUUUACGGGAUUUUGUCUAAGGAAUUUUCCGUAAUUUGAAGUUUAAAUUUUAGUUGCUUUAAGUUUAUUCAUUCAAGUUGAAAGCAAACGAGACUUCUUCCGUGACGAGAGUUACCUGUGGAAAAUUUUGGCGUAAAUGUUAUACUGGAGUUGGUGUGGUGUCUCUUAGACAGUGGAGUUGUUGCAAUGCAAAGUAAAGUCAAAGUGGAGUUGUUGCGAUGCAAAGUAAAGUAAAAUGCUAAAUUCCCGUUAUACAAUUAAGUGUACACUACUGUAAUGCAUAUUUUUACACACGUGAAUUCAAUUUUAAAAUUAUACAUACAUUAUUUGAGUUUAA